Messenger RNA from Stylophora pistillata, 459 nucleotides. RefSeq names its product fibrinogen-like protein 1. Gene Ontology annotation, biological process: blood coagulation. Lineage: Eukaryota; Metazoa; Cnidaria; Anthozoa; Scleractinia; Pocilloporidae. The record is from RefSeq and is a predicted model, not a curated record.
AUGAGUUUUAAGUUCAAAUCAGAGUAUCAUUAUCAUCAUCAUCACAACGCUAAUUGUGCUGAGUUGUACAAGGCUGGCAAUACAUUCAGCGGUGUCUAUUCGAUUGAUCCUGAUGGUUUAGGUGCCUUUGAUGUGUACUGUAAUCAGAGCACAGCUGGAGGAGGAUGGACGGUAAUCCAGAGGAGACUGGACGGCUCUGUUGAUUCUAAUCGUUGCUGGUGCGACUACAAGCAUGGCUUUGGUAACAUGACUGGUGAGUAUUGGUUGGGAGUGGACAAGAUAAACCACCUCACUUGGAGAACAAAGAACAAAGUCCGAGUAGAUCUGGAAAUUGGAUUCAAGCAGAAAGUUCAUCAUCCCUACGCUGAGUACGACUUGUUCGUAGUUGACUCGGAAUUGAAAAGUUACUCCUUGACUAUUGGAGAAAUGUCAACAGGCAAGUUAUAUGUUGCGUCAUAA